AUGGGUGUGCAACGGGUUUCGUUCAAGCGCUACGUCGAGGUUGGCCGUGUUAUCCUUGUCUCGAAGGGUGAGAACCAGGGCAAGCUCGCCACUAUUGUCGAGAUUGUUGACCAGAACAGGGCUGUUGUGGAUGGCCCUUCGACUGGUGUGCCCCGCCAGGUUAUGGCUUACCGCGACAUGACUCUGACCCGCUUUGUGAUUAAGGUGCCCCGCGCUGCCGGCUCGACUGCCGUCAAGAAGGCCUUUGAGGCUUCGGGUGUCGCUGAGAAGUGGGCUGAGAGCAAGUGGGCCAAGACCAUCAAGGCUCGUGAGGCUCGCAAGAACACGACCGACUUUGAGCGCUUCACUGUGCAGGUCCUCAAGAAGCAGCGUCGCAACAUCCUUGGUGCUGCUGCCAAGAAGGUCCAGGCCUAA
Molecule: messenger RNA, 414 nt
Organism: Malassezia pachydermatis
Lineage: Eukaryota; Fungi; Basidiomycota; Malasseziomycetes; Malasseziales; Malasseziaceae
Product: 60s ribosomal protein l14
Exons: 2
Coding region: 1-414 (137 amino acids)
Biological process (GO): translation; ribosomal large subunit biogenesis
Cellular component (GO): cytosolic large ribosomal subunit; ribosome
Molecular function (GO): RNA binding; structural constituent of ribosome
Source: RefSeq, a predicted model, not a curated record